AUCACUGUAAGGCAAAGGGCGGAGAUUAGAUUAGGAAAACAACAUAUCAGGAGGCGGAAGUUUCCGCGAAGGAAGGAAGUUUCAGCUGAAGGGCAGUGCUUUAUGAUGUGCUGAGAACAGACAAGCCUUCAUCCCCUGUCUCUCAUCUCAAUGCCUGAAGCUGCGGAGCCCCUGCUGUCUGAUCUGGCCUCCUUGUUCAUAGCGCCCUGCCCCUCUCACACCCCUCAGAAUGGAGGUCGUGGUGGCCAAGCUGCUGUGCCUGCUUGGCGUGUUUGUGCUCAUGAUGCUGGGCUCGCUGGUGCCCGUACGGAUGAUUCCAGUGGACUAUAAGAAAGCCCAGCGCUCCCGGAAGUUCCUGGCUCUGUGCAACUCCUUCGGAGGGGGCGUCUUCCUGGCCACCUGCUUCAACGCACUGCUUCCAGCCGUGCGAGAAAAGGUGGCGGAGGUGCUGAAGCUGUUGAGUGUGCAGUCGGACUACCCCCUGGCAGAGACCAUGAUGAUGCUGGGCUUCUUCCUGACGGUGUUCGUAGAGCAGGCCGUGCUGACCUUCCGCAAAGAGAAGCCGUCCUUCAUAGACCUGGAGACCUUCAACGCGGGCGGCUCGGAGGCAGGCAGUGACUCGGAGAAUGAUAGCCCCUUCAUCGCCAACUCCCACGGAGACCACCGCGGCCACGGCCACCUGCUCCCCUCUGAGCUGACCCGCGCUGGACCGCUUCGCCUGGCCAGCCUGGUCUUUGCCCUGUCCGCCCACUCCGUCUUCGAGGGGCUAGCCCUGGGGCUGCAGGACGAAGGACCCAAGCUGUUCAGCCUCUUCCUGGGCGUGGCUAUCCAUGAGACCCUAGCGGCUGUGGCCCUAGGCGUCAGCAUAGCCAAGGCCACUCUGCCCAUGAGGGACGCAGCCAAACUGGCCGCCAUAGUCAGCCUGAUGAUCCCCCUCGGCGCCGCAGUGGGCAUGGGCAUCGAGAGCGUCCAGAACCUGGCGGGCAGCAUCGUAUCGGUGGUACUGCAGGGCGUGGCGGCCGGCACCUUUGUCUUCGUGACGUUCCUUGAGAUCCUAGCCCAUGAGCUGGAGGACAAGCAAGACCGGCUCCUCAAGGUGCUUUUUCUCAUUCUGGGCUACGCAGUGCUGGCCGGCCUGGUCUUUGUCCAGUGGUAAGGUGAAGGACCAGUAUCUUUAUUUGUGGAACAAGAGACACCAGUACUGGCAAGGUUUUCCUUGAGACCCUGUGUCAGCUCAGGACAGUGAUCUCAGUGCUGUUUGCAAACCAUCCUGUACCAGGUAUGGCUGAUGGCAGUAAUCGAUCCCCUGCAGAGGAUGCAUAUCCCCCCAUAUAGUUGAUGUCAUAAAUGCAAGUCACCCUUAAGUUUCUAUAUUACAACCCCAGGGGCUUAUGAUAUGCAUUCCAUAGAGUACAGUGUACUGAAUGUUUAAGAAGAACAUCCAGGCAAAUGAAACUUGUUACUGACAUUCAUUAGCGCAAAAUAAAUCUUGAAAAUAUUAUAGUCUAAGACUUUCACACUCAAAUUAGAUUUUGUAGUGGGCCACCUUUAGGCAUGGCAAGUCUGCAGACUGUAAGUAUUAUCAUACCAUAGUUAGUUAUUGUCCUAAACCAUUUUUAAUGAAAACUUGCAUGAACAUUAGGAUCAACAGUUCACUAACCCUACAACAAACUAACAAAGUCAGCUGUUUAAUUAUAAUUAAAAAUGGUACGCUUGCAUGCAAACCCAAGCCAUUUUCCAAUGAUUGAACAGUGUGUUAAUACAUACCCGUUUUAAAUCUAAUGUAUUUUAAUACAUGCUAUGAUUGUUGGGAUUAGGACCGUAGCCCCGUGGUGUUCCAGUACACACUAACUGAGACAAAAGUUACAGCGACCCACUUAUGUUGUUUUUGUCUUGUGAUUAGCUACGCAAGUGAAGGUGAUAUUUAUGACUACAGCAAGCUGCACCUGGUAAGGGACUAUAAGUGGAGCACUGCACUCCUUCCCUGACACACAUAGCAGAAUUUCAGAGGGCAGCGUUUGCUCAGCUUCGCCGCUCCCGAGUCAGCACGGGGGUGGUAGUGGUGAGCUGGGCCUAAAAAUAAUUGGAUAUUCCAAAU
Molecule: messenger RNA, 2098 nt
Organism: Polyodon spathula (Mississippi paddlefish)
Lineage: Eukaryota; Metazoa; Chordata; Actinopteri; Acipenseriformes; Polyodontidae
Product: zinc transporter ZIP3-like
Exons: 3
Coding region: 230-1156 (308 amino acids)
Biological process (GO): zinc ion transmembrane transport
Cellular component (GO): plasma membrane
Molecular function (GO): zinc ion transmembrane transporter activity
Source: RefSeq, a predicted model, not a curated record